CUAUUGGCACAGGAGAUUUUUCUAUCAACGGACAUUUGAUGGACAUUUCAGCUAUAAUUACUGUCGUCGUUUGGAUAUCUGUUAUGAUCCUUAUAUGUGGUGCCUUUGCUGGUCUACGAAGGAAUAGCUGUUGUGUAAGCCGAAGACUUCGUGUUUCUCGUCAAACAGCAACGUCAGAAAGAGAAGUUACCACAGGAGACAUUCCUUAUAACUCUCCACCGUUUGUUUAUUUGUACAAUGUUUCUCCAACAAGACUAGAUACAGUAGCACCGGAGCUUAUAUAUGGCAGCGAAGAGUCCUUUUUAAAACAGAAGCCACAAUUGAAGGCUCUUGUCACGAAACGUUACUUCGCAAAGCAGUUGACGGAGCAGGAGGAGAAAGAAGAAGUUUUCUCCAACCAUAGAGAUAAGACCGCUGUAAGUUGGGGCGAACCACGAACAAGUUCGCCCAGUACAGAGAAAGUUGUACUUGAGGAAGAGUUGAAAGGCAGAAGUGUUUAUGACCAAGACAUGUGUGUUUCAAAGCCUAGUCUUAAUGACCUCGUAUUAAACGAAAGUGAAGACAAGGCUUUACGCGCUUUUGGAGAGCUCCUCGAGAGUCAAACAAUGUGUGUUAUUUGCUUGGAAGAUUUUGAGAAAGGUUGCUUUGUUCGAAUUGGCUCACAAAGUCAGUGUACUGCCCUUUAUGCAAGAAAUAUGUGUUUAUGGAGUCAAAAUACUGUAAUGAAAGUGGAAGACAUGGGUAUAGGUCGUUUCUCGAAGGGUCCAACGUCUUUCAUACUAGUCACUUUUUAACAAGAAGUUCACCCGAGUGGUUUAAUAUAGAGCGGCGUGAAUAU
Messenger RNA from Galdieria sulphuraria, 838 nucleotides. RefSeq lists its product as uncharacterized. The transcript is spliced from 3 exons. The coding region runs from base 39 to 794 and encodes 251 amino acids. NCBI's taxonomy places the organism in Eukaryota, Rhodophyta, Bangiophyceae, Galdieriales, Galdieriaceae. The record is from RefSeq and is a predicted model, not a curated record.